UAACUUGUCAAAUUGCCAACAAAAAUUCAAAAUCAGAUGAUUUUUAUUUAUUUAUUAUUUAAAAUUUUAAAAAGUGUUUUUGUGGCAAAUAAACCAUGUCCACAGACUUACUAAACCUCCUCUACCCCAAUGGAUAUCCUGAUGAUUGGCAAUACGACAAAAACAUUAAAGAUUAUCUGGCAAAAUUGGGCCAAAACAAAGUAGAAGAUCUACUAAAACAACCUAGAAAACUCCAGCUAGAGUACGCCAACGUCCAAGACCAAACCCAAGACCUGGCAGUUAGUAAUUACAAAACUUUCAUUGAAACUGCCGAAUGUUCUCGGGAGCUGUUCACCCAAUUCAACUCAAUCGAGCACAAACUAGACGAGCUAAUUGUUGACUUGCCUAAAUUCCAACAAGAAUGCGGUAGAUUCAGCGAGGCCACAGCCCAAAUCAGUCAUUUGAGGAAGCUGAAUUCAUUAACUUUGAGCAAAAAUGCUCAAUUAUUGGAAAUCUUGGAGCUGCCUCAGUUAAUGAACUCAUUUAUUAGCGACCAAUUGUAUGACGAUGCUUUAGAGCUAGCUAAUUAUGUGCAAAAAAUUUGCAACAAACACAUUGAUAUAGAGAUUUUCAAGAGCAUUUUGCAAGAUGUUAACAAGCUGUGGCUCAAAAUGCUCUUGCAGUUGCUCAAUGAGCUAAAGUCAGACAUUAAUUUGCCCAAAUGUUUGCAAAUUGUCGGGCAUUUGAGGCGUAUGAAGGUUUUCAAUGAGAUUGAGUUGCAAUUGAAGUUUUUGCAGGCAAGGGGUUGUUAUUUGGAAAAUUGCUUGAAGUACAUACCAAAAAAUGAGCAGUUUUUGUCUAAGUUUAUUGAAGUCAGUAGAGUAAACUUGUUUAAUAUAAUAACGCAAUUUAAGGCAAUUUUUAAUGAAAAUGAUUUAAUUUUUUUCACUUGGAUUAACAAUCGAAUUGAGGAUUUCUUACAAGUGCUUCGGUUAGAAUUAAAUUCCUCAAACAUUGACUCUGUAAUGGAUCAAUGCAUGUAUUUCGCGUUGUCUUUUAGUAAAAUUGGUUGCGAUUUUCGCUCCCUAUUACUACCAAUUUUCACUAAACAAUUAUUUAUUAAUUUCAAUGACAACUUACAAGAAGCUUUGAUUGUGUAUGAAAAAUCAAUUGAAAACUUUACUUUGAUUAACAAAAACUUACCAAACAUACCGUGGAAGUCUCAAGAUCCUUUACACCCUCCUGAUAGCUUGCUGGAGUUUUACCCACUAGCCGAAUAUUUGAAUAACCUACUCAAAAUCCUCAACAAUUACAAACAAAAUGCACCACUAUCUUUAACAAAGAAAAUAAUCAACCUCAUUCAAAACUCGUUAAUAUUAAUAUCAAAAUCCUUAUUGAAAUUAUACCUGCAAGAACAUCAAGCCUUUAAUUCGACCUCUAGGGAUGCUUUUACCAGAUUAUGCAUGAGCUUUUCUGAUGAUCUGAUUCCUUAUGUGCAAAAAUGCAUUCACGUUAUUUAUCCGCCGAGUCAAAUCGCGGCAAAACUGGGCGUCAGCGUGCGAGAGGAAAACUUGACUUAUUUAGAUAAGGAUUUAAUUGUUGAACCUAUACGGCACUUGUUGCCAAAUAAAAUUGAAUUUGAUGAACAAUAA
Molecule: messenger RNA, 1631 nt
Organism: Ceutorhynchus assimilis (cabbage seed weevil)
Lineage: Eukaryota; Metazoa; Arthropoda; Insecta; Coleoptera; Curculionidae
Source: the annotation of a GenBank genome assembly